AUGGCUUACAAAACCCCUAUUGGCAUGACACCUUACAAGCUUGUCUAUGGAAGAUUAUGUCAAUUUACUGUGGAAUUGGAGCACAAGGCUUAUUGGGCCAUCAAGGCUUUGAAUUUUGACCUUCAUGCUUGGGGUGGAAGAAUGAUGCUUGAGGUCCAUGAGCUUGAAGAGCUUAGGAGGGAUGCCUAUAAGAGUGGGCGGGUGUAUAAAGAGAGAACAAAGGCUUGGCAUGAUCAACGAAUCAUGAAAAGGGAAUUCAAAGUUGGUGACAAAGUCCUUUUGUUUAAUUCAAGAUUGAGGUUAUUUUCGGGCAAGCUCAAAUCAAGGUGGAGUGGUCCAUUCAUCGUGCAUCAAGUAUUCUACAUGGUGCGGUCGAGAUUUGCAGCGAUGCAAAGGGAUGCUUCAAGGUGA
Molecule: messenger RNA, 411 nt
Organism: Beta vulgaris subsp. vulgaris (sugar beet)
Lineage: Eukaryota; Viridiplantae; Streptophyta; Magnoliopsida; Caryophyllales; Amaranthaceae
Exons: 1
Coding region: 1-411 (136 amino acids)
Source: RefSeq, a predicted model, not a curated record